AGCAGAUAUUCCCGACUUGGUCAAGAUGUAUGGCGAUGAUUUACCAGCCGCAGCUGCUCUGGAUACGGAGCUUCACAGCUGGACAGUGAAAUGGAGCGGGUCGGUACAGUUUGCAGCAGAUAAAGAUACACCCUCGAAGGUUCUCAACCAAAUCGACAAGGACUUCUUUCCAAAUGUUGGGCAGCUGUUAAAGAUAGCAUGCACACUCUCGGUAACAAGUGCGGAGUGCGAACGUUCCAUUAGCCGUCUGCGGUUUUUGAAAACUUGCAUGCGUAGCGGCAUGGGAGAGUCACGCUUGAAUGGCCUAACGCUGCUCCAUGUUCACCGGGAUAUCCCGUGUGAUGCUGAAGCCGUCGUGGAAGAAUUUGCAAAGCGAAACCCACGGCGGCUUCAGCUGUCCGAGUUUUGUUAGCAAUGGUUUGUUUGUUAAAUAGUUAUGUGAGAGAUCUGCCUUGAA
This is a messenger RNA of Corticium candelabrum, 457 nucleotides long. Its product is annotated as 52 kDa repressor of the inhibitor of the protein kinase-like. The coding region runs from base 26 to 412 and encodes 128 amino acids. Gene Ontology annotation, molecular function: protein dimerization activity. The transcript has a single exon. The record is from RefSeq and is a predicted model, not a curated record. NCBI's taxonomy places the organism in Eukaryota, Metazoa, Porifera, Homoscleromorpha, Homosclerophorida, Plakinidae.